UAGUAGAGCAACUAUGAUCAUUGAGCUGCUUGCCCUUCUCCUGACCUUGGUUGGUAUCACUUACGGGAUCUUCAAAUAUAGGAUCACUUAUUGGAGUCGUCAUGGAGUCCCAAGUGAACCCAAUGCGACUUUCCCACUGGGAAAUGAUCCCACUUUUCAUCCAGACGUUAUCGGUUCCAAAAGGAAUCCAGCUUAUGUAAUUGACGAAGUGUAUCAAAACCACAAGGAGAAGCCUUUUGUUGGAAUCUAUGGACCCUUGGGUCAACAAUCGAUCAUCAUCAAUGAUCUGGAGUUGAUCAAGCAUGUCCUUAUCAAGGAUUUUGAGGUAUUCGUUGAUCGCUUCGGACAAUUCAAUGUCUUUGGUGGAGAUUCAGAAGUGUUUACUGAUCGUCUUUGGCGCCAACAACUCCUCAUUUUAAAAGGAGAAUUAUGGAAGGAUGUUCGAUCAGUGUUCUCGCCCGUUUUCACCUCCGGGAAAAUGAAACUCAUGAUGCACUUCAUGAAAGCAAUCAGCUUGAACUUACAAGAGGAAAUGAGGCAAUGUGCGCAGGAUUCCAAACCCAUUGAUCUCAAAGAUCUUUUUGGCAAAUACAGCAUGGAUACCAUUGCCACUUGUGGCUUUGGAGUGGACGCCGGAUCGUUUGGAUCCAGUCAAGAAACAACAUUAGUCAAACAUGCCAAAAAUGUAUUUGGUCGUAAUCGGUGGGAUAACUUUAUGCUUAUGUGCUCUCUGAUCCCGGGAUUGAACGCCUUCUGCAAAAUGCUCAAGCUCCCUUUCUUCAAACCCGUUGAAACACAGUUCUUUUACGACAUCAUCAUGCAAACCAUCCAAAAUCGGGUCAAGACCAAGGAGAGGAAAAACGAUUUGGUCGACCUCAUGAUUGACGCCAUUCACUUUGAAAAGACUCUCAAGGCAAAAGGCGAAAUCGAUGUUGAGGACAAUGUCAUCCAAAGCUCCACAUUGGUCCACAAAAUCAAAAAAACCGACUUUGACGAGACCUUGGUGGUUUCUAACGCUUUACUGAUCCUUAUUGCUGGAUAUGACACCACUGCCAUGACAAUGACAUAUUGCGCUUAUGAAUUGGCCAAGAGUCAGAUUGCUCAGGAGAAACUGAUUCAAGAGAUCGAUGAAGUCAUGGCCAACCUGUCCGAGGAUCAGGAUUUCCCGGAUUACAACACGAUUCAAACCAUGCCCUACUUAGACUCAGUUCUCCACGAGACGUUGCGGCUUCACUGUCCUAUCCCAUUGAUUAGUCGGAACAAUUCCCGUGAUUACAAAAUCCCUGGACAUGAUGUGAUGAUUCCCAAGGGAACCGAUGUUUAUAUGAUGGCCUAUAGUAUCAUGCGAGACGAUAGAUACUUUGAUCAACCCAACGAGUUCAAUCCUGACAAUUUCUCCAAAGCGGCAAAGGAGAAGAGAAGUCCAUAUGCGUACCUGCCCUUUGGACAAGGCCCAAGGGCUUGUAUUGGAAUGAGAUUCGCACUCUUGGAAGCCAAGGUUGGCUUGGUUUCCGUGCUCACAAAGUAUCGGAUCAAAACUUGUGAGGAGACUCCUCAACAAGCUAUCAGAAAUAACUAUACUUUCUUGGGCAAUCCGCGUGAUAAACUUUGGGUUGCUGUUGAGGCACGGUAACAUGUUCAAAGUUGCUCUAUACUAGAUAUGAAUCAAAACGUUGUUAUACUUUAAAAUACACGCAUGAAAUAAAAAAAAAUUGAACUGAAUAAGC
Messenger RNA from Tigriopus californicus, 1727 nucleotides. RefSeq names its product cytochrome P450 6k1-like. Lineage: Eukaryota; Metazoa; Arthropoda; Copepoda; Harpacticoida; Harpacticidae. The record is from RefSeq and is a predicted model, not a curated record. Gene Ontology annotation, molecular function: monooxygenase activity; heme binding; iron ion binding. The coding region runs from base 14 to 1633 and encodes 539 amino acids. The transcript has a single exon.